UUUUAUGGCAGAUUCAGGCACUUCUUGGACAUCAUACCCACGCACUCUCUUUGUUACUGAGAGUCGCCUGAAGGAAGCUGUGCAGUUGCUGGAGGAUUACAAGCAUGGGACUUUGCCCCCAGGAGUCACCAACAAGGAGCUGUGGGGAGCUCAAAAAAUAAAGCAGGCCAUCAUCCAUCCUGACACAAACGAGACCAUCUUCAUGCCUUUCAGAAUGUCAGGUUACAUUCCCUUUGGAACACCCAUUGUUGUUGGUCUUCUUCUGCCCAACCAGACGAUAGCAUCCACUGUGUUUUGGCAGUGGUUGAAUCAGAGCCACAAUGCGUGCGUCAACUAUGCAAACCGCAAUGCGACAAAGCCUUCUCCGACGUCCAAGUUCAUCCAGGGCUACUUGGGAGCUGUCAUAAGUGCUGUCUCAAUAGCAGUGGGCCUUAAUGUUCUGGUACAGAGAGCAAACAAGUUUACCCCCGCCACUCGUCUCUUGAUCCAGAGGUUUGUGCCAUUCCCCGCUGUUGCCAGUGCCAAUAUCUGCAACGUUGUCCUGAUGAGGCACACGGAGCUGGAAGAAGGAAUUGAUGUUUUGGACAAUAAUGGAAACAUCGUCGGCUCUUCCAGAAUUGCUGCAAAACAUGCACUGCUUGAAACAGCCCUGACUAGAGUGGUCCUGCCGAUGCCUAUACUGGUUCUACCUCCAAUUAUUAUGUCCAUACUGGAAAAGACAUCGCUCCUGAGGUCCCGUCCCCGGAUGGUUCUCCCAGUCCAAAGCCUUGUGUGCCUCGCUGCCUUUGGCCUGGCCCUUCCCUUGGCCAUCAGUCUCUUCCCACAGAUGUCCGAGAUCGAGACGUCUCGCCUGGAGCCGGAGAUCGCCAUGGCCACCCCCAGUAAGACCGUCAUCUACAACAAGGGGUUGUAAGUGGGAGCUGCAGACCCCUCCACCCAGAAGGUCUGGGCAGAGAGAGGGGGAAACGUGAGAUGUCGACUGGGAGAGAACGCAGCAGCGAGACGACACAAAUCCUAGAGCUCAGCGAUAGUCCUGCUGCUCCCAGAGAGCGGGAGUGGGGUAACACUGCUGGAGAACUGACACCUCUCACACCACUCGACAGAACUAACAUUAAAAGUCUUAACUUAGCAUCAGCCAGAAACUACAUUCAAACACACUUUAGACCACUAGCAGAGGAAUGAUCUCUAAACUUCUAGCACUGCAUGGAGGGAAGUUUACGGGAUGGUUACAUGGCUGUACCUAACGACACGGCAGUAGGCUUCACCCAGCCAAUUUUGUUUUCGAUGCAAAUUAAAUCACAGCACUGACACUGCACAAAA
Tympanuchus pallidicinctus (lesser prairie-chicken) is the source of this 1320-nucleotide messenger RNA. RefSeq names its product sideroflexin 5 (gene SFXN5). Gene Ontology annotation, molecular function: citrate transmembrane transporter activity; monoatomic ion transmembrane transporter activity. NCBI's taxonomy places the organism in Eukaryota, Metazoa, Chordata, Aves, Galliformes, Phasianidae. The record is from RefSeq and is a predicted model, not a curated record. Gene Ontology annotation, biological process: citrate transport; monoatomic ion transport; mitochondrial transmembrane transport. Gene Ontology annotation, cellular component: mitochondrial inner membrane.